Haliotis rufescens (red abalone) is the source of this 1932-nucleotide messenger RNA. Its product is annotated as extensin-2-like. The record is from RefSeq and is a predicted model, not a curated record. The coding region runs from base 1 to 1932 and encodes 643 amino acids. NCBI's taxonomy places the organism in Eukaryota, Metazoa, Mollusca, Gastropoda, Lepetellida, Haliotidae. The transcript has 3 exons.
AUGGCAACCCUCACACCUUCCCAUCUACCUACAUCUACCCACUACCACAGUCUCCCCAUCUACAUACAUCUACCCACUACAAACUCAACAUCUACCUACAUCUACCCACUACCACAUUCACCCCCUCUACCUACAUCUACCCACUAUCACAACCUCCCCAUCUACCCACAACCACAACCUCCCCAUCUGCCCACAACCACAACCUCUCCAUCUACCUACAUCUACCCACUACCACAACCUCCUCCAACAGCCUACAUCUACCCACUAGCACAACCUCCUCCAACAGCCUACAUCUGCCAACGACCACAACCUCCUCCAACAGCCUACAUCUACCCACUACCACAACCUCCUCCACCAGCCUACAUCUGCCCACUACCACAACCUCCUCCAACAGCCUACAUCUACCCACUACCACAACCUCCUCCAACAGCCUACAUCUGCCAACGACCACAACCUCCUCCAACAGCCUACAUUUACCCACUAACACAACCUCCUCCACCAGCCUACAUCUGCCCACAACCUCCCCCAACAGCCUACAUCCGCCAACGACCACAACCUCCUACACCAGCCUACAUCUACCCACUACCACAACCUCCUCCACCAGCCUACAUCUGCCCACUACCACAACCUCCUCCAACAGCCUACAUCUACCCACUACCACAACCUCCUCCAACAGCCUACAUCUGCAAACGACCACAACCUCCUCCAACAGCCUACAUUUACCCACUACCACAACCUCCUCCACCAGCCUACAUCUGCCCACAACCUCCCCCAACAGCCUACAUCUGCCAACGACCACAACCUCCUCCACCAGCCUACAUCUACCCACUACCACAACCUCCCCAAACAGCCUACAUCUGCCCACAACCUCCUCCAACAGCCUCCAUCUACCCACUACCACAACCUCCUCCAACAGCCUACAUCUACCCACUACCACAACCUCCUCCAACAGCCUACAUCUACCCACUACCACAACCUCCUCCAACAGCCUACAUCUACCCACUACUACAACCUCCUCCACCAGCCUACAUCUGCCCACAACCCCCUCCAACAGCCUACAUCUGCCAACGACCACAACCUCCUCCAACAGCCUACAUCUACCCACUACCACAACCUCCUCCACCAGCCUACAUCUGCCCACGACCUCCUCCAACAGCCUACAUCUACCCACUACCACAACCUUCUCCAACAGCCUACAUCUGCCCACUACCACAACCUCCUCCAACAGCCUACAUCUGCCCACUACCACGACCUCCUCCAACAGCCUACAUCUGCCCACUACCACAACCUCCCCCAACAGCCUACAUCUGCCCACGACCUCCUCCAACAGCCUACAUCUGCCCACUACCACAACCUCCCCCAACAGCCUACAUCUGCCCACGACCUCCUCCAACAGCCUACAUCUGCCCACGACCUCCUCCAACAGCCUACAUCUGCCCACGACCUCCUCCAACAGCCUACAUCUGCCCACGACCUCCUCCAACAGCCUACAUCUACCCACUACCACAACCUUCUCCAACAGCCUACAUCUGCCCACUACCACAACCUCCUCCAACAGCCUACAUCUGCCCACUACCACGACCUCCUCCAACAGCCUACAUCUGCCCACUACCACAACCUCCCCCAACAGCCUACAUCUGCCCACGACCUCCUCCAACAGCCUACAUCUGCCCACUACCACAACCUCCCCCAACAGCCUACAUCUGCCCACGACCUCCUCCAACAGCCUACAUCUGCCCACGACCUCCUCCAACAGCCUACAUCUGCCCACGACCACAACCUCCUCCAACACCCAAAAAUUACUUCCAGAUCAGUGCCCUGGCAAUCGUCAGGUUGGAGAUUGUAUCCGAAAGAUUGAGCUUUGAUUCUAAAGUAGGUAUCACCUGCUUGAUGAGCCAUCAGCAGAGAAUUAGAUCUCACCAGUUGAAGUAA